AUGAUAGGCAACGGACCCACGUUUAGGGGUCUUUACGCGAUUCGGGUGGAGCUGCGUCGCCGAGCUUGCCUAACUGGGAAUCCGCGGGUCGGGCCGCUCGGCGACUUCGCGGUAGCCGCGUGGCUUUUGGGACACGCAGCCCGCUUUUACCAGUUGGCAUGCUCGCCCUUGAAGGCGUCCUUGAUCCAGGUCGUGACCUCCUCCGCCCACUCCUCGCCCUCGCCCGUCCCAAGCACCCAGUUCGGGCUGACAUGGUUAUGCCCCGCAGCAUUAAUCCACCCGACCUUCUUCCCAUGCACCCUGUUCUCGCCCUCGUCCAACGACUUCCUGAACAUCUCUCAGCUCCGCCAGAACGCCGCCGGCUCCUUCUCCGCCUCGACGAUCAGCAUCUCCGGCAGCUCCCCGAUCUGCUCGUCCUACAGCUUCCGGAACAGCGCCAGCGGCUCGCGCGUCAGCACGUCCACCGUGACGGGCACGAGCGUGCUGCGCGCCCUCGACCGCGAACGCGAACUGGGCCCGUAA
Molecule: messenger RNA, 522 nt
Organism: Punctularia strigosozonata HHB-11173 SS5
Lineage: Eukaryota; Fungi; Basidiomycota; Agaricomycetes; Corticiales; Punctulariaceae
Exons: 2
Coding region: 1-522 (173 amino acids)
Source: RefSeq, a predicted model, not a curated record